CCCUUCGCAUUUAUUCAUCACUCCUGAUACAACCCACCCCCGAUGCGCACACAAUGGGCUCUGAACUUCCAAGAAAGCGUCUAAGUGUAGCCGCCAGUUUCUCUCGGACUCCCCAAAACCGAUUGGGGACGAAACAGGCCCGGAGCAAAGGAACCCCCAUCAGAGUGCCGACGUCUUCCGAGAUAUGCGUUGUGGAAGAUGACUACGUCACGCUUGACCCCAAAAAGCAAAAGACGUCCGAGAACCCGUUGAGGUUCGAUUUUAGUGUCUUCCACCCCGCCAGGGUUUCCCGGACGUACAAGGGUAUUAAGCGUAGCGCACUUGACAUGAAUGGCCAGGAAAUCACGUACUUCACCGGGGCCGUCACAGAAUGCACGUUAAUGCCGCUGGCGGUUUGUUUUGAGGGUAAAAAAAGAACGGAUAUUUCCAGCAUAGAGUUAACUGCGGAAUAUCUCUUUCUCAUGAAUAAGGAGAGAGACGCGCGAUGCAUCAUCCCCAAACACGACCUCCUCCUGAUACACUACGCGGCUGAGGAUCUUCUCAUGGCGUUCCGGUGCAAGAGGAAUGGGGUCUCCAUCGUGAGCUUCCUCCACGUGCGCGCGCCAGGCACGCGUGACUUUUGCCGUACCAUUGAUCCGUUAAUGAAGAAGGUCAACCGCAAGUGGACUACGAGCAGAGUUCUGAGUAAAGAAAUGUGUAAAGAGGUAGCCAGACUCACUGCGUUGGCCAAGAAUGAUAAAUACCCAACGUUCGCUACAUGGGCCCGUGACACUGGUGUGGCAGAUAGCGAGGUUGAACUGGUUGGGGAUCGCUACGUUGAAGUGGUCGACGAGGUAUUUGAGGAUAGUCAGCUUGAAGAGCGUAGCCAAACUGAUGUUGUUGAGGUUUCCGGGAUCACUGGUUUGGUUGAGAGCUCCAGCAUCAAUGACAGAGAGCUCAGUCGUGAGCUUAUCGAGGGACAUAAUCAUGAGCUGGUUGAGGAAUACCGUCGCACAUAUGUGAUUGGGCUGCCGCACCCCAAGAAAGAAACACCAAGUUCACGAAAGCUGAGCACCCCCUCGUCCACGGUAAAGGAAAAGCCUCUUCCGGAACGGAAGUUAAGACUGACCAAGGAUGGUGGUAAAAAGCACCAGAGUUUAGGCGAUUUGAGGUUCCUGAAUUUCCCCUUUGAUCAUUCGCUCAAUUACAAGUUCAGGGACAAUUCCCAGAUCACCAUCACUGUGGCUGACCACGGCAGUUUGGCCCCUAGGACUUGGGUCAACGACACCGUGAUCGACUUUUUUGCCAAAUACUAUGCUGACCAGGCGACUGAAGACCCCUGCAAUACACUCCAAGAAACUGAUGUUUUUGUGCUAUCGGCCUUUGUCUUCACCAAGAUCAUGGCGAGCGGAGGCGACUACACCGAUGUGUUGCGGUGGGUAGGCAAAGCGACCCCCGAUCUUUUCCAGUACAAAAGCGUCAUUUUGCCCAUCAACCAGAAAGACCAUUGGUAUUGUGCCGUUAUAGUUGGCUUACUGGGAUUAUGGAAUCCCCCGAAGGCUAAAAACCUGGAAAGGGUGUCAAAAUACUCUACUCACAAGAAAUCUCCCUCUGAAAAACCUAAGACCUCGCGGUCCGACCAGCCCAUUAAGUCGCAAAUUUUAGAAACUUUCAUGCAGUCGAAAGUUGUUGCGGAAAAGCCUGGGCAAAAAUCGUACAAAAGACAAGCGCCUAAUAAAUUAGAUUGCUCCACGCCAGAAAUCAUCGACAGCGAUGACGACAAUGAUGAGGUGCUGUGUCUCGAGGAUUUACAGCCUCCAUCCCCAGAUCCAACCCCCAGUCUGCUACCCCAUGCCACGAUCUACGUAUGCGAUUCUCUUGGGAUUCCACAUCCUAAAAUUGAGGACCCGCUUCGCAACUUUUUGGCCGCUGCCUUGUUGAGCAAACACAACGUCACGUUGGCGGAUCCGGAAAAGCAGCUUGUGGUGAAAAGGGCCGACGUUCCACAUCAAAAAAACUACAUCGACUGUGGGGUUCGCGUGAUUCACAACCUCCAAAAGUUUUUAGACCAUCCAGACGCAAUGGUUGCGUACUGGGAGAGCGAGACUAAAGAUAGCUCCUUUUUCGGUAGAGUAACGGGUGGAAUCAUUCGAGCGAAGUAUCAAGGCGUUUUGUCUGGGUUACUCGAAAGCCAAGUUGCCAAGGUUGGCCAUCCGAGAGAUUUGGGAACAGAGGUGACAAGUGGCAAUUUGAGCGACGAUAGUGACAUUGAAAUGGUGGACGAGAAAACCCUUUCUAAUGUGAAUGAUCCGAGUCGGAAGUCGGAAGGUGGAGCGGAUGAUGGGGCAGAGAGGAAAGGUGUUGACAAAAGUCGGAGCAGAAAGGCAGGAACGAACACCUCGCUGAGUGGGCUUUUGCUCGAUAAAAAAGCCACCUUCCAAGAGUUAAUGCAGCAUGCCUCUUCUGCAACUCUAACUCGGAGCACACCCUGGGCCUUCGGCCUUCAUGACGCUGCAUCCAACACCGAUAUACUUUCGCGUCUUUUGUUGGUUUAUGGUCGAAACAAACAGGUGGUUCCAAUUGUUAACAAGGAUAUCAAGAACAUAGUGACCACCAGCGCUUCAAGGCAUAUUCAUCCUUCCCAUUACAAGGUUUUGAACACGCUCUUUCCAUCUCCUCACACAAAGGUCACACGCCAACUGGAGAUUAUCAUCAAGGAGUUUCUAAAAAAGGAAGUACUGGAUUAUUCUGGGGUUCGUGAAAUAAUCCUCAAGGAUCUACUCUCCGGUUUGGAUAAUAGUUGUAAUUAAUGCGGCAUUUCUGGCCGCGGGCCGGCAUAACCUGGAGUGCUGGCUAUAUUCGAUAACCGAAACAUACUUAGAGUUUGUAUAAUCAGGAGUGUAUAUGUGUGAUUGAUUAUAUAAAGCAUUAAUAUAUUAUAAUGACAAUAG
Babjeviella inositovora NRRL Y-12698 is the source of this 2930-nucleotide messenger RNA. RefSeq names its product SUMO protease (gene ULP3). The coding region runs from base 54 to 2789 and encodes 911 amino acids. The transcript has a single exon. Gene Ontology annotation, biological process: proteolysis. Gene Ontology annotation, molecular function: cysteine-type peptidase activity. Lineage: Eukaryota; Fungi; Ascomycota; Pichiomycetes; Serinales. The record is from RefSeq and is a predicted model, not a curated record.